AAGAAUGUAGCAGCGCACACACGGAGCCAUUCUACGAAUGCCACCCUCAAGCAACCAGCCGGGACCCAAGUCUCCAGUCAAGCUUCUACUGCGCGAAUACCAGGGAAGAAUCUUGACCGGACACAAACCCCAGCUACAUCUGCUCAACACAGGCGCAACUUAAGUGCACUCACAUCUACGCGAGUGGCACGGCCGGAGCAAAGUGCAAAUUGGCCCAAGGCAAGGCCAGUCUGCGGAGUACCGAAGGAUCAUGCGAGUACGGCAUCCUUAAACGGCACGACACUUACUCGACCGAUUUUUGACAAUUCCAAGCAGCUUUCGAUUCCACAGAAAGCAAAGCAGUCGAUAUCAGUUGCCAAUUCCACACUCUCCACGAAUUUAAAUGCAGAAGGCGUUGGGGGUUCUGACUUUUCCCGCAUAGGCGACGAACUAUUACAGCUCUCUCUACUACACGAAAGCUCGGCCUCUACGUUUCAACAGUACACAAACAGCGUGAUCAACCAUCUCAAAGACCAACAUGCCGGUCUCGAGAUACAGCAUCAACAGCUCGAGUCUCGGGAGCGAGAUCGUCAAACGCAAGUCAAUCUUAGAGGCAUCAGGAAAUGGUUCGACCAGAACUCUGGGAGCAGUGACGUGAGCCUUAAUCCUCUCUCAUUAUUGGCUGAAUGCACACACGAACUUGAGGACUUAUCCAAAGGGGACGGCGAUUUCUCGGCGGCAAUGAAGCAAUUUGACGACUGGAAGCUAGGGGCUGAUAUUGCAAUGACGAGCUGCGGGACCUCUGAAGAGACAGAGGUGCGAUUUGUGGUGCCCAUCAGUCCUGAUUGGAGGAAUUUGAUCAUGUCCCUGGACACCAAACUCAAGAUGUACAUGAAUACAUUGAGGGACUUUAGAAAGGGGAAUGAAAGCACCGCGAUCGAUGAAAUGAUCACAAUGCUUUCGGUAUUGGGCCAGAGUCUACUUCAGGAGAUUGAAAUCUGCAAGACUCUGGAGGGUUUGAUUCUCCAGCGACAACAGAGGUGGAUUGACUCAUCAAUUGAGAAGGCGCUUCUGGCUGUGAGGGCCGACAGCUCCCAAGCCUUCCAGCUGACUGUGCGGAAGGGCAUUUGGGAAGAUAUC
Exophiala aquamarina CBS 119918 is the source of this 1119-nucleotide messenger RNA. RefSeq lists its product as uncharacterized. Lineage: Eukaryota; Fungi; Ascomycota; Eurotiomycetes; Chaetothyriales; Herpotrichiellaceae. The record is from RefSeq and is a predicted model, not a curated record. The transcript has a single exon. The annotation marks the transcript as partial.